UAAAGAGAGGUGGCCACCCUCUCUCUCUCGUCCCUCUCAUUCUUGCAUCUCUCUCUUCCUCUCGAUCCUUCCACUUCUCUCUUCCCCUCCUCCAAACCAAACCUCUAGCCUUCAAUCGUCGUCUUCUCCCCUCUUACCUCUCUACCGCCACCACUCUUUUUCUUCUCCUCGUCUCCAACCAACAAGAGACUUUUCUCUUCGCUAUGUUGGCCAAGGAGAACGCCCCCGCUCCCAGAAUGGAGUCAUCUCGUCCUUCCCUCUUUCUUUUCUUCGAUUGCUGGACACGAAGGCGAUUCGAACUCUCUGAUAGACCAAAAAUGCGGCGGACCAGAAUAAAAAACUCGCCAUUGAAUCUGGUCCCCGCCGGCGGCAGUGGAGACAGAAUACUCAAGCAGACUAGAUAGAUUUUCGAUCUAGGUUGGAUCUCGGAUUGCAUGUGGUUUUUUUUAAUUCAGUUCAAAAAAUUGAGUUCUGAUAUUAUUAUUUUUUGUGUUUUAAUUUGGUUUUUUUUUAAUUUUCGGCUUCGGAUCUAUCGCGCGGUGACGGGGGGUCAGUGGCGACGAGGAUAUUUUUCGCCGGCGGUGACUGAAAGCUGACGGCAGAGGAGCAUAGGUGAGUUGGGUAAGUUUGUUUUCUGAGUUUUUUCGUGUUUUUAAACUUUGAAGGACUCUGACUAAUCGAUCAUGUCUUAUUGCAGGUUUCAGGAGGGAAGAGAUCUAGGUGAGGGACUCUUGAGAAAUUUUUAACUAAAGAAAAAUUGGAUUACAUGGCUAAAGACUUAAUGAUUUGUGAACCUAAAUGCUAAAAAAAAUGGUUGUGUAUGUGUUCUGGAAUUUUGGUGUUUGGUAGAUUUGGUCUAUGGUUUGGAUCUAAUUCCAGAUAUGAUAGAAGUUCCUAAAAAAAACUUGUUUUUCUUGUAGUUUAAGUUUAAUUAACAUGCUGUAAAUUGGUAUUUUGACGAUUGGAAUCAUUGUUAUCGUUAGUGAUUUUGCUAGACCAUGGACUAAAUCACUGCUACUGCUUGAUUAUAUCAAAUUUUGGACUCUAAAUCACUGCUACUGCUUGUGAUUUAUUGAGAUUAUGAUUUUUGAUUGGUAAACCGGUAAGGGUUUGUGAAUCUGAAAUUUUAUUGUGUUUAUUGUUGCCUAGAUCUGGAUUUUGAUUUAGUUUGUUUAUGUAUGAUGAUCUAGUGUUUAUCAACUACAUGCUCAAGGAUGGUAUAAAAGCAUGGCAGAAAAUUAAAAUAGACUAUCAAUUGAUAAGCAAAGUAAAUACAUGCUCAAUUGAGAGAAGCUUAAUUCCGAAAUGGACUUGCUAUGAGCAUAUUUUAUUUUAAGUAAAUAGAGUGCUUGAAUACAAAUGCCUUUGUAAAGUAAAUCGCACGAAUAUAAAUAGGCAAACUGAUACUAAUUAUAAUGGUACAAUGAUCUACAAACUACGCUAAAUGACAUGAACUUUACCAAGAACAGUGGAAACAGAAAUAAAAGCACUAACCUUAUUAAGAUUUUGGCUCCAAUAACGCCUACUUGAUGCUGCUCCGAUCCGAUUCCUGGACUCAGCUUGUAGUAAUGAAAAAUAUUUAGAGUGUUUUAGAAUUUUCUGUAUCUCUGUUUUCUUCUCUUCCCCCCCCCCCCCCCCCCCAAAAUCAAGAGCUGAAGAGCUCUACUUAUAGCUAAAUCGUAUGCCACGUGUUGUUUCACCAUUAGUCUUUGAUAAGACUUGAAAUGUCGUGUUUCUUUCUGAUAGGUCGAAUUUUGAGGCUGCCCCAAUAGCCUCCACCUAGCUUGGUCAGUUUUGACUGAUCAGGCCUGUUCAAGAUAGGCUUGGCGCACAAUUUUAGGUUCUCUAGGCUUGGGUUGGGAUGGACUUCAAUUUGGGCCGAACUCUAGGCUUGAUCUGUCUUUGAACUGUGGGCAGAUCUGAGAUGACUUUCUUUUCUUUUGCAGGUUGCUGGUUUGGACCUCCAAGUCUACCGCCCUUUUUUUUUUUUUUUUGGUUUUGUAUUUGUGAACAUGAUUGACUGUUAGGAAUGUAGGAACAUUGUAAUAAGGUAGAUGAUUGUAUAAACCUUUUAAAUUCUUUAAUAAUAUGAUUUCUACUUUCCCUGUGCAUUCAAAGCUUGACACUCAAUUCGAAUGCAUAAUCAAGUAUAAAACUUGAAUCCAAUAUCCCAUUCCUGUGUAAUACGAACAACCCCGAUUGGUGAGAGACUGCUUUAUAAGUGUAUUGCUCACAAAAGAGAUUGCUUCAUAAGUGUAUUAAUCACAAAAAUUUUCUAAUCAUCAUUCAAGGUCAAACUCAUUAUUAUUUUCCAACUUAAGUGAACCAAAUAUCCCGAUUUAAAGUAUAUGAAGAAUCCAGACAAAAUGUGGUGUCUACAGUUGCCCCCCUCUGUAUAUCUCUUUUGUAAAAAGAGUUAUACAAAGUUCCUAUCAAGACAUCCACAUUUUGUAUAUGAAUAUUUCAGAAAUGUAUGUUGAACUGACCAUUUGGUAACAAUGACUGAUUCAAAUUGCUACGAUGGUGGUAACUGAAUUGCAAAGAAAAUGGUAGAGAUAAGAUCAAACUGACCAUUUGGCAACAACGAUAUACUCAGGUUGUUCCUGACAGAAACAAAUCGGUCAAUUUGGAGAACCUUAGCAAUGAAAUCAAACUAGUCAUUUUGUAACAACGAUAUACUCAAGUUGCCUGUGGUAGAAACCAAGUUGGCCAAUGAGAACGAUGAUAGCGAUAAAAUCAAGCUAAUCAUUUUGGUAACCAUGAUAUGCUCAAGUUGUCUAAGAUUGAAAUCAAAUUGAUGAUUGUAAUAAGAUCAAGUUUAUCAUUUUGUAAAGGAUAUUGUACUCAAAUUGUUUGUGAUAGAAAUCAAUUCAAACAAUGAGGAAGAUGUUAGUGAUAUUGAUCAAACUAACAAUUGUGCACGUACGAUUUACUCAAAUUUUCUACGAUAGAAAUCAAAUAGAACAAUGAGGAAAGUGUCAGCAAUAAAGAUCAAGCUAACAAUUUUUUUAAGGGGCGUUGUACUCAAAUUGCUUGUGAGAGGAAUCGAAUCAAGCAAUGAGAAGAUGUUAGUGAUAAAGAUCAAACUAACAAUUUUGUAAAGGAUAUUGUACUCAAAUUUUCUAUGAUAGAAAUCAAAUAGAACAAUGAGGAAAUGUUAGUGAUAAGAUCAAACUAACAAUUUUGUAAAAGAUAUUGUACUCAAAUUGUCUAUGAUAGAAAUCAAAUAGAACAAUGAGAAAAUGUUAGUGAUAAAGAUCAAACUAACAGUUUUGUAGAGGAUAUUGUACUCAAAUUGUCUAUGAUAGAAAUCAAAUAGAACAAUGAGAAAAUGUUAGUGAUAAAGGUCAAACUAACAAUUUUGUAAAGGAUAUUGUACUCAAAUUGUCUAUGAUAGAAAUCAAAUAGAACAAUGAGAAAAUGUUAGUGAUAAAGAUUAAACUAACAAUUUUGUAAAGGAUAUUGUACUCAAAUUGUCUAUGAUAGAAAUCAAAUAGAACAAUGAGGAAAGUGUCAGCGAUAAAGAUCAAGCUAACAAUUUUGUAAAAGUCGUUGUACUCAAAUCACUCGAGAUAGGAAUCAACUCGAGUAAUGAGAAAAUGUUAGCGAUAAAGAUCAAGCUAACGUGUGGUAAAUGCGUAGUGAUAUUUCGCAUGAAAAGUUUUCAUGUACAUUUAGAAAGACAUUUUAGGAAUUUUAAGGAAAUGAUUGUGAUGCAUAGCAAGUCACUUUGAUGUAUGAUGAUGUUAUGUAAUGAAUCUCAUAAUGAAUUUGAGAAUGAUAGUAUGAUGUGUCAUGCCAAUGUAGUCAUGAACGUUGAGUAAAAAGGGGAUAUGAUGCAUUUGACAAUGCUAUGAAAGCUAUGUUGCUUUAUUUUUUUGUUUGUUGUCUUGUUUUUGCUCGGGGUUGCUUUAAAUUGCUCAUCUACUAGGAAUUGCAAUUUCCUUUUUGUUCAACUUGAUCCUCAAGUUUUGCUUAUUGUCUUGAAUAUAUCUUCUUAGUAGUAGUUGUGUGAUGAUAUGCUUUGUAAGGUGAAGCGAUGAUGUAUGAUGCUUCAUCCUUCUUCUCGGCCAGGUAUGGGCCAGCAUGUUUCAGAGUCGUAUACUUCUCGGUCAGUGCGGUAUAAUAGGACUUCUUUCUCGCUAUGGCUUUGAAGCAUAAUCGAUUGGUUGGUUAGCUUGAUGAGAUCUGAAUGUUUUCAGACUCCCUGAGAUUUUUUUUCAUCAACUCAUGCGUGAAAAAGUUGAUUAAUACGAUUCUUGGGCACUCAGACUUCCCCUUCUUCCAUGGUGGACCAUUUUUGCCCCUGAGGAUCUGUUACUCACUUUCUAUUCUCCGGAACAAAGAGUGAAUAUAUCAAUCUUGACUUAAGAAGAAAGCAAAAAUGUUUGAAAACGUUUAUUAGAGAAUUAAGAUUGAAAGCCAUAUCAAGAUCUUGCUUUUGCUCGGGGUUGCUUUAAAUUGCUCAUCUACUAGGAAUUGCAAUUUCCUUUUUGUUCAACUUGAUCCUCAAGUUUUGCUUAGGUCGAAGCGACUUUGAGCUUAUUGUCUUGAAUAUAUCUUCUUAGUAGUAGUUGUGUGAUGAUAUGCUUUGUAAGGUGAAGCGAUGAUGUAUGUUGCUUCAUCCUUCUUCUCGGCCAGGUAUGGGCCAACAUGUUUUAGAGUCGUAUACUUCUCGGUCAGUGCGGUAUAAUAGGACUUCUUUCUCGCUAUGCAUUUGAAGCAUAAUCGAUUGGUUGGUUAGCUUGAUGAGAUCUGAAUGUUUUCAGACUCCCUGAGAUUUUUUUUCAUCAACUCAUGCGUGAAAAAGUUGAUUAAUACGAUUCUUGGGCACUCAGACUUGCCCUUCUUCCAUGGUGGACGAUUUUUGCCCCCGAGGAUCUGUUACUCACUUUCUAUUCUCCGGAACAAAGAGUGAAUAUAUCAAUCUUGACUUAAGAAGAAAGAAAAAAUGUUUGAAAACGUUUAUUAGAGAAUUAAGAUUGAAAGCCAUAUCAAGAUCUUGCUUUUGAAAAGUGUGUGCAAACGGGAGAAAACCAUUUUUGUGUGGUAGUUGUCAUGUUGCCAAAUUUGAUUUUCUUUUUAAUAAGAGAAGUGUAAGCCAAGCCAUGAGAAUAUCAGUAAGCCCUCCCUCUCACUCUUGCUUUUGAUUUUGCUCGCUUUCACUCCCGCUUUGUAUUUCUCUCAUCACUCAAUCCUAUAAGUGAUUUGAGUGUACCACACUUCAACUACCACUAAGAUUCUGGUCACCUUGAGACGUCCUUUAUCUGGUGGCCAACUGUGUCCCUUGUGAAGAGUUACUCAAAUAUGGAAGCCCUCUGUAUGAUUGAUUUAGGAGACCUCCAUAUGGCUUCGUCGCAGACGUUUUUAGUCUCCCAUGAAAGAGGCUUUUGUCCGAUAUGACUUUGAGGAUGUGAGUCUCCUUGUUCUUGAAGUGCAGUUUAUUCAGAUGGGUAACGAAUAUAUGAAAUCUUGACAUUAUCAGUAUAAAGCCUCUCGAAGAGGGAUUUUUGCUUUGCCCCCAACGUAUGAGAUUGACUUGAUGGAUUAAGAACCACUAUUAUCUGGAUCUUUUUGCUGACAAAGUCUUGACCCUUACUUGGUGCAGGUAUUUGGUACUUCAAAUGCUAGACCGGGGCACCUGGAUUUUAAGUCCCACGACAUUUUGUUUGUUUUUCUUUUGUCUCUCUUUUUUUUUUUUUUUUGUGUGUGUGGGACUUACUUGACUCUGUCAUGCCCCAUAUACGUUUCACAUUUUCCCUGAUCUAGCACUUGUAUUUGGUAGGACGAUUAUCGAAAGGUAGAGAGUCUUCUUGAUGAUUGAUGAUGUGAGUGCCAUUUCUCAAUAACUAGAUUAAAUUGGUUAUUCUUUUUGGUAAAAGUGGGGAUGCUGACGCCACUUGCUUGCCGGUAUUGCGCAAAUAUCUCACAAUUGGACUUUGACGUGCUCCGUCAGUAAGGAUGGAAGCUCCUGAACAGAGGACAUGACUGCUUCCUGCGUGUGAUUCCUAUGUAUGAUAAAUUAUAUCCUUGAUCUUCCUUGAUAUUCUAGUCAUGAGAAUCUAUGAAAGUUUUCUUGGUAUGAUCUAAAUGUUUGGCCCCCUGUGCAUCGGGAUUUGGCUAUUUGACUUCACGUCAACUGAGUCUCAAUUUGUUGGCGAAAGUCGACUAUAGUGGUGUCGAGAUUCUACAAGUAGCAUGAUGUCGUAUACUCAUUACACCUUUUGACUAUUAACUCACAUAAUUUAUGGACACUAGUAGGGUGUUUAUCUCUCAAUUUUAGCGAAACACGUACACUCUCAACACCAGUGGGUGCUAAAUUCGUCGAUGGUAGCACGGUGUUUAUAAUCGCUCGACACCAGUGGGGUGUUCACAUUUUCAUAGCAUGACAAUCUCAUGGCUUAAAUUGAAAAUAAAUUGAAUUUGUAUGGCUUUCAUUUUUGUAGAAAAUAAAAUCCAUUUUAAAGAACUCGGAAGUGGCAUUCGGUAUUUUGGUAAAACAUUGAUGCAAACUCUUAAAUUAAGAUCGAUACUAUUCACACAAUGCUCCAAAGAGGUUGAAACGUGAGAGACCUUUUAUUCAUGAUGAUAAAAGAAAAAGUGAUACAUAUUUUGCUAUGGAAAAUUAUCUCGAUAUUUUAUUUACUAUAUAGGAUCAACAUCAUCCUUAAACCGAGCUUUGCCUUGUAGUUUGCCUACUAAUUCUCAUGAGUUGGCAAUGGGUUAUUGUUGACAUCCGGGCGCUUUGGCUCUUCUUCGAACUUUAACCAGCCAGUAUUUAUCAUUUGUUGGACCUUGAUUUUGAGAGAUCUACAAUCCUCAGUUGAGUGUCCCGCUAUUCCCGAGUGGUAAGCACAAUGCUGGUCUGUUUUGUAACGAUUUGGAUAAGGAGGUUUCAUAGGUUCACAUGGUAUUGGGGAGAUUAGGUUACUUUGAAUUAGCUGAGGGAAAAGUUCAUAUGUGAUAGGGAUAGGAUCGAUUUGGAUAGGUUUCCUAUAUCUCUCAUAAUUAUUCUGGUUUUGGUUAUUUGGUGGUGGUGCGACUCGUGUCGGGCUCUGGAUAGCUCGUUGAGUAGGAAAAUUUGGACGUUGAUUAAUUAUUGCAGCAUUUGCAACACAUGGAUGGGCUUGAUUGGCCUGAGGUUGAUGAUCCCACCUUCUUCCUCUAAAUGAUUCUGUUUGCAUAAUGGACAUAUGCUUCUCCUCUUCGGGCUUGGUGUGGUUUCUUAGAGGCUUCUGGGGUUUCCAUCCGACCUUGCUUCAACCCCUUUUCUAUUCGCUCUCCGAUUACAAGCAGAUCCACAAAGUUGGUUGUGGUAAUUCCGACCAUGUUGUUGUAGUAUGGAGCUCUUAGUGUUCCGAAGAAGAUUGACACCAUCUCUUUUUCUGGCAGAGGAGGUUGAACGUCUGCAGCCUUCUCUCUCCACAUUUGAGCAUAUUCUCUAAAAGAAUCUUUCUCGUUCUUUUCCAUAUUCCUCAGAUCUUCUAGGUAUGGAGCCAGAUCCUGAUUAUGCUUGUAGUGCCUCAUGAAUGCAUCGGCAAGGUCUUGCCAUCUUCUCACUUUUGUUUUCUCUAGUUGCAUAUACCAUCGUAGGGCAGAACUACUCAGGCUGUUUUGGAAGCAAUGUACCAUUAGCCUUUCAUCUCGGAUAUGGUUGGCCAUUUUGUUGCAGUACAUGACCAGAUGAGUUUUUGGGUAAGUGGUGCCAUUGUAUCUUUCAAGUUCUGGCAUUUGAAAUUUGUGAGGAAUUACGACAUCUAGGACUAAACAUAGUUUCGAUGCAUCCAUAGGCUCGUACGACUCAACUCCUUCUAUGCUUCUUAUUUGUUCAUUCAUGUGUUCUAAUUUUUCUUCUAGCAUAGCUUCGAUUUUAUGUUCCUCUUGCUUCUCGGGUUCUCCGGAUUUGUCAUGCUUUGAUGACCCAAUGUCACCUUUGUCGCCUGUGUUCUUCGAAGAUAUGAGGAUGAAUUUACUACCUGAGACGUUUCCCUGAGGUUGCUCAUAGUGAUCGUCAUCGUCAAAUACGAUUUCUUCCUCGUUCCCUGCAACCUCCUUCCCUUUUCUGGACAAUAUGCUCAAUAUUGUGUUGAGGUGGCUUUUCAUCUCAUCGAAGCCCGUUAAUUUCUCAUCAAACCCCACUAGCUUCUCGUCAAACCCUGUCAGCUUUCCUUUGAUGUCGUUCAACUCUUUUUGAAAUGCCUCCAUGACGAACUCGAGCUUGGAUCUAGUUAAGUACUUGAAGUCUUGACUCUUUCCUUGUGGACGAGCAAUUUUAAGGAACCCUAACCAAUUACUUUUAUUAAAUUCACUUAAAUGAGUAAUGAAGAGUAUGAAUGAUGCUUAUGCGAUGCACAGAUGCACAGAUGAUUCAUUGGAUGCACGUGCAUUUUGAAAAUGUUUUCAUGAUUUAUUUUAAAUGCAUAAGCGAAAACACAAAUAGAAAAAUAUUUAUGAGCUUUUUUUUUGUUUUUUUUUUUAAAUACAUUGUUCACAUAGACAAAUUAUUUUGCGACUGGAAGAAUAUAACACAAGUAAUUACGUCUUAGAAAACAUACAUGCAGAUAAUAAAAACAUAACCCUAUUUGGGAAAACCUAGGGCUUUCGAAGGGUAUAGUGACAUGGUGCUAGGGUGGUUUCGGGAUAUAUUUUGGAUGGCUGAAGGUGGUACCUAUAUGCUGGGUAGAAAAUCCUAGGAAUUGGCUCCCAAGUUGUACCCUGCUAUAGCCCUCUCGAGCUUGCCGGAUACCUCAAAUCAACCUCGAAUUUGAGUUUAACUUGGUUGGAAAGUUUUGCGUGCUUUCCACUACUGUGAAAGUCACGGUACUCCUUUUCCGUUUCUAAUAGGAUAGCUCGGGUAUAGAGCUUUUAUGCAUGAAUGCAGAAUUAAAUUGCGAAAAUAUAAAUGCGCAAAUAAGAAAGUAAACACCCAACACGUAAUAGGAAAAAAGCAAACUUAUCGAACUUAAUUAUGUAGCUCGACUCUCGAAGUUCCCCAGCGGAGUCGCCAACUGUCGCACCCGUCCCUCCGGGGGUCUGUGGUCGCCGCGUCGGCAUUUUUUGGGAGUCGCCAUCGAUCUUACUUGGAGUGGAUCGAACACUCAUUGGUCAGCUUUAAAUUUAGGGUCAGAACCGAGAUAUGGUCUGCGGUUAAGAGAUUCGGGUUCGGGAGUACGGUUACGUGUGGGGGAAGUGAAAUCACACCCCACAACGCCCUAAAUCGGUACUACUUAAGUCGAUAAGUUUUUAUACGAGUUGGGUGUAUUUUAGUAAUAUUUUUGUAAUUUUAGGGUCCCACUGGACCAUUUAAUGAUUUUAUCGUAUUAGUUUAUUAUUAGGUAUUUUAGGUAUUUUUAUGGCCUUACUGGACCACUAAAGAAUUUAAAUUGUAUUAGUUGUAAAUUAAUUAUACGCCUACUGACGUAAAAAUUAAAAGAUAAAGUUAAUUGGUUAGUUGGACUCGAACCUUAUCGGUUGCCUACGUACCCGUUAGACGGGAUCAAAGUCCACGUAGUUCGUUUGGGCUUUGAUAAUUUUAAAUAAAAUUAUUACCACGUUCCACUGACUGUGGUUCUCGUAUCAAAAUUUAUUGUUAAUAAAAUUUAAGUUGAUAUUAUGAAAUUAUAAAAAGAUAAUAUAAUAAUUUCUGUUAUUAAGAGGAGAUUUGAUGUUUUAGAAAAGAAACGAGAUAAACUUAAUCCGCAAUUCUACAUUUCGUAUUAAGGAUUUUAAAACAAAUAAAAGUAAAUGGGAUGUUUACAUUUGUGCAUGACGGACUAGUAGCCCAAUUGGCCAAAAUGCAAGUUGUAUUGCGCGUUUAGACAUACGGACGUAGGUUCAAACCCCGCUCUUAACCUUUUUUUUUUUUUUUGGGAUUUCUCGUUUUAAUGCAGAGAAGGGGGAGGGUAUUUUUGUAAUAACCCAAAAACACGGUGGCAGAGUUAUGUAAUUUGAGGAAACCCUAAGGGUAAUUCAGUCAUUUUAAUCGAUGGGUAUAAAUAAUCUCUAAUUAAAACCUAAUCAAUCUAAAGAGAGGCGGCCACCAUCUCUCUCUCGUCCCUCUCAUUCUCGCCUCUCUCUCUUCCUCUCGAUCCUUCCACUUCUAUCUUCCCCUCCUCCAAACCAAAUCCCAAGCCUUCAAUCGUUGUCUUCUCCCCUCUUACCUCUCUACCGCCGCCGCUCUUUUUCUUCUCCUCGUCUCCAACCAACAAGAGACUUUUCUCUUCGCUAUGUUGGCCAAGGAGAACGCCCGCGCUCCCAAAACGGAGUCAUCUCGUCCUUCCCUCUUCCUUUUCUUCGAUCGUUGGUCACGAAGGCGAUUCAAACUCCCCGAUUGACCAAAAAUGGGCGGACCAUGUAAGAUCUCGGCUUGCAUGUCUAUUUUAAGGCUUUUCAUUUGUGUUACUUAGGAUCCUAAUCUGGGUUUUGAUUUGGUUUUAUGCGAGGGAAGAAUAAAAAACUCGUCGUUGAAUCCGGUCCCCGCCGGCGGCAGUGGAGACAGAAUACUCAACCAGACUAGGUAGAUUUUUUAUCUAGGUUGGAUCUCGGAUUGCAUGUGGUUUUUUUUUAAUUCGGUUCAAAAAAUUGAGUUUUGAUAUUGUUAUUUUUUGUGUUUUGAUUUGGUUUUUUUUUUUAAUUUUUGGCUUCGAAUCUAUCGCGCGGCGACGAGGCUAUUUUUCGUCGGCAGUGACUGAAAGCUAACAGCAGAGGCGCAUAGGCGAGUUGGGUAAGUUCGUUUUCUGAGUUUUUUUCGUGUUUUUAAACUUUGAAGGACUCUGACUAAUCGAUCUUGCCUUAUUGCAGGUUUCAGGAGCGAAGAGGUCUAGGUGAGGUUUACUAAAGACUCUUGAGAAAUUUUUAACUAAAGAAAAAUUGGAUUACAUGGCUAAAGACUUAAUGAUUUGCGAACCUAAAUGCUAAAAAAAAUGGUUGCGUAUGUGUUCUGGAAUUUUGGUGUUUGGUGGAUUUGGUCUAUGGUUUGGAUCUAAUUCCAGAUAUGCUAGAAGUUGCUAAAAAAACUUGUUUUUCUGUAGUUUAAGUUUAAUUAACAUGCUGUGAAUUGGUAUUUUGGCGAUUGGAAUCAUUGCACUAAAUCACUGCUACUGCUUGUGAUUUAUUGAGAUUAUGAUUUUUGAUUGGUAAACCGAUAAGGGUUUGUGAAUCUGAAAUUUUAUUGUGUUUAUUGUUGCCUAGAUCUGGAUUUUGAUUUAGUUUGUUUAUGUAUGAUGAUCUAGUGUUUAUCAACUACAUGCUCAAGGAUGGUAUAAAAGCAUGGCAGAAAAUUAAAAUAGACUAUCAAUUGAUAAGCAAAGUAAAUACAUGCUCAAUUGAGAGAAGCUCAAUUCCGAAAUGGACUUGCUAUGAGCCAAUUUUAUUUUAAGUAAAUAGAGUGCUUGAAUACAAAUGCCUUUGUAAAGUAAAUCGCAUGAAUAUAAAUAGGCAAACUGAUGCUGAUUAUAAUGGUACAAUGAUCUAGAAACUACGCUAAAUGACAUGAACUUUACCAAGAACAAUGGAAACAGAAAUGAAAGCACCAAACUUAUUAAGAUUUUGGCUCCAAUAACGAUAGGCUUGGCACACAAUUUUAGGUUGUCUGGGUUUGGGCUGGGAUGGACUUCAAUUUGGGUCGAACUCUAGGCUUGAUAUGUCUUUGAACUGUGGGCUGAUCUGAGAUGACUUUCUUUUCUUUUGCAGGUUGCUGGUUUGGACCUCCAAGUCUACCGCCCUUUUGUUUUUUGUUUUUUUUUUUUUUUUUGUAUUUGUGAACAUGAUUGACUGUUAGGAAUGUAGGAACGUUGUAAUAAGUUAGAUGAUUGUAUAAACCUUUUAAAUUCUU
Messenger RNA from Linum trigynum, 11833 nucleotides. Lineage: Eukaryota; Viridiplantae; Streptophyta; Magnoliopsida; Malpighiales; Linaceae. The record is from the annotation of a GenBank genome assembly.